Messenger RNA from Aureobasidium musti, 315 nucleotides. Lineage: Eukaryota; Fungi; Ascomycota; Dothideomycetes; Dothideales; Saccotheciaceae. The record is from the annotation of a GenBank genome assembly.
AUGUCUACCAACGGAGACCACGAGAUGGCUGAUGCUGUUGCCGGCGCUGAUGUAGACGCUGCUGAGGUUGAACUCGUUGAGCCUCAGCGCAUCAGAGUCGUAAGUACUUAUCUAUUCAAUUUUCAUAUAAAUUCUUUUCUCCUACGCGGAUCAUCUCUGCAAAACAUCACUGCAACAUGCUACGGACGAGAAAUUACGAGCAAAUCUGACAGAAAACAGCUUCCUGGAUCCACCGACACUGCUGCUUCAUCUGAAUUCACCAAGGAAGACCACACUCUUGGAAACGCUUUGCGUUACAUCAUCAUGAAGAAGUGA